AUGAGUUCUUCCUUGGACUCUCCCGUUCUAACUCCAUCGACUCCGUCUGAUCCACUUCCUCUACGAAGCUGCACCUUUUGCCGCCAGCGGAAAGUCAAAUGCGAUCGUCAAAAACCCUGCUCUAACUGCAUUCGCGCCAAUAACGACUGUUCAUAUCCCGCUGGUCGUGGUAGAGCUGCGAAGAAGUCUACUCAAACGCUGGAUGCUCCUCUUGUGGAUCGGCUCCAAAAAUUGGAGAACAUCAUCAAGCAACUUACUAGCCAGGUCGAUGCCACAGCAAAUGCUCUUCCAUCUAGUAGUGGUACAGAUGGAGAAAGUGUAUCGACACCCGGUGGCACGAGGAAUAACCCGUCCGGAGUGGACAAUCCUGCUCCUGAUGCUUCCAUCGAUCAGCAACUUGGCCGUCUGAUGAUAGAUGAUAGCAAGAGCUACUACGUCAGUAACAUUAUAUGGGCCAACUUAGGAAAUGAAAUCGAAGAAUUGCGCGACAUGCUACACGACCCUCUGUCUGAAGACGAUGUCGACAAUCCUCUCGAUGCAUCUGGGCCCAUACCAGAGGUAACCUCUCCUCUUGGAACGAGCGCUUCAAUUCUUGGAUUCCAAUCCCUCUGUCAUUCUCUUCUCACCUACCACCCGCCUAUGCACCUAUCAGUCACUCUCUUGAACAUCUUCAUCGAGAAUGUCCUUCCACUGGUGCAUAUCUUUCACAUGCCCACCACAGAACAGUGGUUUUGGGACUCCGUCGUCUCUCUCGAGACACUCGACAGAAACUCAGAAGCCUUGCUAUUUGCCAUCUACUACUCAUCUGUCAUCAGCAUGGAUGAAGGCCAGUGCAUGGGCGUCCUCGGGGAGUCGCGUUCUACUUCGCUAAACAAGUUCCGCUUUGCAGUCGAGCAAGCUAUGGCGCGCGCCAACUUGCUGAACACGCAGAGCCUCGUUCUUCUCCAGACUGCUGUCCUAUUCCUCUCAGGUCUACGAAACGAAGACGACUCUAGAACGACAUGGUCUUUGACAUCACUGAUUUUUCACAUCGCCCAAGCCAUGGGCCUGCAUCGUGACGGAACAACCUUUGGGCUCAAACCAUUCGAUAUCGAACUACGGCGACGACUCUGGUGGCACAUUUGUCUACUGGACAUGCGCUCUUCUGAGUUUCACGGCUAUGAGCCUAUAGUGCGAGGCGACAUGUUUGACACAAAGCUUCCCCUCAACAUCAAUGAUAGCGAUAUCACCCCCCAUAUGACGGAAUCUCCUAAGGAGCAUGAAGGAUACACUCAAAUGACGUUCUGUCUUAUCCGUUGCGAGGUGAUGAACGCGGGUUGGAAGGUUGGAUAUGCAUCACCGACUCCAAGCUCGACAGCCACUGCAGCACGAGGUGAUGGGGAACUAAUUGUCCAAGAGCUCAAGAGCCGAUUAGAGGAACGCUAUCUACGUUACUGUGAUGAAUCCGUGACAUUCAUGCUGUUUACAUCGAAGGUCGCCCAACUCAUCGUUGCCCGCACAGGGCUCAUCGUUGGCUUCCCAAGGAAGCAAAGGGAAGCAUACACCUCGACCGUCAUCCGAGAUCAACUGUUUUCCACCUCAAUGGAGGUUCUCGAACUUUCAAGUUUUAUCUUGACAAACACCAGUAUUUCGAAGUGGACGUGGCACUCUAAAGCGCAUAUCCAGUGGCAUGCAGCCAUCUUUGUCCUUUCUGAAAUCUCAUCUCGUCCGGCGUCUGCGGAAUGCGACCAAGCAUGGCAGUAUAUUAACACGGUUCAUAAUCGAUGGGGCAUGAACGAAAGAGGUAAGAGAGGGAACCUCUGGAGGCCGAUUCAGAGACUCAUGGUUAAGGCUCGUUAUGUAAGGGAGAUGCAACAACUAGAUCCGGGUUUUCAUCUUCCUAGAAGAAUGGCUAUGACUGAUGCGACGCCCGUACAACCUGGAAGUGCUGGAUCCCAGCAGGAAACUCAAGAUUCAUAUGGUAUGCCUGACAUGGCGAGUCCGAACGCGUAUAUGGACUGGAUGCUGGGAGAUCUUGGUAUAGACCUGUACGGUGGAACGAUGAAUGGACCUAGCUGGGGCUAG
Fusarium fujikuroi IMI 58289 is the source of this 2064-nucleotide messenger RNA. RefSeq names its product related to bikaverin cluster-transcription factor. Gene Ontology annotation, molecular function: zinc ion binding; DNA-binding transcription factor activity, RNA polymerase II-specific; DNA binding. The transcript has 2 exons. The record is from RefSeq and is a predicted model, not a curated record. The coding region runs from base 1 to 2064 and encodes 687 amino acids. Lineage: Eukaryota; Fungi; Ascomycota; Sordariomycetes; Hypocreales; Nectriaceae. Gene Ontology annotation, biological process: DNA-templated transcription; regulation of DNA-templated transcription.